AAGGACCCGCAUGGUGUGGUGGUGAACGCGUUACUCCCCGGAAAGGAUAAUAGCGCGUUCUUGUACAAUUUCGGUGAAACGGUAUCCAUAGUGAUGUGGCUAGACGGAUGGGAGCCAGACAGCUAUUAUGACAAAAUAGCCUCAAAUAUGGAGAGAGGAUUCCAUACUCUCUGUCUACUCGAUAUAAAAACGAAGGAACAAUCAUUAGAGAACAUGAUGAGGGGAAGGAAUAUUUUCGAACCACCCCGAUACCUCACUUGUUCUGAAGCGGCACGUCAAUUAUUAAUCAUAUUAGAACGUAAAAGGAAAGCUGGAAUUGAACCAGUGUACAACGAGUCUUCACCGUGUGUUGGAUUAGCACGAGUGGGUUGGGAUGAUCAGAAGAUUGUGUUCUGUUCUCUAAAGGAGAUGUCACAAUACGACCUUGGGCCUCCGCUACACUGUAUGAUAUUGCCAGGUCAAAUGCAUCCACUGGAAGUCGAAAUGCUUGACACCUUCAAGCCUGCCACGGUCUAG
Messenger RNA from Angiostrongylus costaricensis, 516 nucleotides. The record is from the annotation of a GenBank genome assembly. Lineage: Eukaryota; Metazoa; Nematoda; Chromadorea; Rhabditida; Metastrongylidae.